AUGGAUAUCCUUCCGGAUCAAUUUAAAGAUUUUGCCACAAAAUCAUAUUGGGAAAAAUUUUUUAAAAGAAAACAGGCACCUUUUGAGUGGUACGGUGAUUAUGAGAUAAUUUCUAAUAUACUUGAUCAUUAUCUUAAACCUAGUGAUAAAAUUCUUCAAGUUGGUUGUGGAAGUUCUAUUAUUGCUGAAAAUUUAUAUGAUAAUGGAUAUAGAAAUAUUGAAAAUAUUGAUACUGAUGGAGGAGUAAUUACUACACAAGCCAGGAGAAAUGUUUUAACAAGACCAGAACUUAUUUUUAGAGAAGAAUCAGCUACAAAUAUUAAAAAAGAGGAUGAAUAUUAUAAUAUUGUUUUUGAUAAGGGUACUCUUGAUGCAAUGUAUCCACCUGAAUAUGAUGAUAGUCAUACAAAAGAUGUUGAAGAUAUGUUUAAUGAAAUAACAAGAGUUCUUGUACCAACAGGAAAAUAUAUUAUUGUUUCACUUCUUCAAGAUCAUAUAUUAAAAAAAAUUGUUGAAUUUUUUAAACGUGUUAAUCAAUAUUCUAUUCGUUUUCAUUGUGCAGAUGGAGGAGAGGUAUCUGAUUUUCCAUUACCAGUAUUUGUUGUUGUUAUUACUAAAUUUAAAAUGCCAAUGCCAAUAGAAAUACCAAUGGAAUAUAUGCAAAAUAGUACCAUGAAAGCUGUCAAAAGAAUGUCUAAUAUGGAUGAAAUAUUAGAUGUUAUAAAUAGUGAAAGAGAAUUUAAUAUGUAUGCUACUUAUAAAACAAAAAAUUUUAGAGAACAAUCAAGUUUUAAAAUUUUUGAUUUAAAAAAUAAAGAUCAGGAACGGUAUAUUGUUUAUGUUGUUGAUGAUCCUAAUACUAAAGAUAUUGUAACAAUGGCUGUAUAUGUUGUAUCUGUUGAAGAAAGUAAUGGAUACCUUUAUUCAACAACAAAAGGAAGAGAAAUUAUUAGAAAAAAUUGUGGAGUUUCAAGAUUAUUAAUGUUUUAUAAAUUACCUAAUCAAGAUUAUGGUGAUCUUUCAAGUGUUAAUGAUGAGGUUGCUGAUUUAGUUAGGCGUCUUACUCCUACAUCAAUGAAAAAUACUAAAAUAAGUUUUGUUGAAGCACGUAAUCCAGCUCAAAGUACAAAAAUUGUUAAAAAAGGAACAAGCAGAAUAAAUGGUGAGUGGAAAGUUUGUGAUGUUAAAAUUUCAAAUACUUAUUCACGUCAAUUAACAUUUAAUGGUUGUCCUAAUCUUAUUCAAUCUGAAGUUUAUCUUAAUAAAGUUAAAGGAAAAAUGGAACUAGAUAUGACAAGACUUAACAGUCAAUACCAUUAUAGUUUUUUAUUAGCUUUAUCUUUAAAUAACUUAAAAGUUUUUAUACAAAGAAAAGAAAUUGAGAUGAGAAUUUUAGUUCUUGGUAUUGGUGGUGGAUUAUUUAGUACAUUUUUAUAUGAUUUUUUCCCAAAGUCAACUAUUGUUGGUGUGGAUCUUGAUGAAGAUGUUGUUAAAAUUGCUAAAAAUUAUUUUAAAUUUCCAACUUCAGAAAGAAUGAUUGUUCAUAUUGAUGAUGCUUAUGAAUUUGUCAAAAAAGAAGCAUCUUUAGAUAAAAAAUAUGAUGCUAUUUUUGUUGAUAUUGCUGGUUCUGGGUCAGAUAAUAUUAUUAAUUGUCCACCACCACGUUUUUUCAGUUCAGAAGUUUUAAGUGAUAUUAAAAAAUGUCUUACUGAUACAGGUGUUUUAGCAAUUAAUGUCGUUACUAGAGAUGAAGAAAUGCAUGAAGCAGUUCGCCAUCAAAUUCAACAAGUAUUUUCUAAAAUAUAUAAUGCAACAUGUGAUAUGGAUAUUAAUCAAGUUAUUAUAUGUCCUUUAAAUUCUAUUCAUGUUACACAAACUAAAUAUCCAACAGUUUCAAUUUUUAAAGGUGCUGAUUUAAAACCUUUCCCAGACUGUGAAGCUGCUUUAGAAUUUGAAUUAAAAAAAUUAAAAAGCCUUACUUAA
Strongyloides ratti is the source of this 1983-nucleotide messenger RNA. Its product is annotated as Methyltransferase-like protein 13. Lineage: Eukaryota; Metazoa; Nematoda; Chromadorea; Rhabditida; Strongyloididae. The coding region runs from base 1 to 1983 and encodes 660 amino acids. The transcript is spliced from 2 exons. The record is from RefSeq and is a predicted model, not a curated record. Gene Ontology annotation, molecular function: S-adenosylmethionine-dependent methyltransferase activity.